Epinephelus fuscoguttatus (brown-marbled grouper) is the source of this 7379-nucleotide messenger RNA. It is a transcript of the gene brd1a, whose product is annotated as bromodomain containing 1a. The record is from RefSeq and is a predicted model, not a curated record. Bases 699 to 4460 code for a protein of 1253 amino acids. Gene Ontology annotation, biological process: regulation of transcription by RNA polymerase II. Gene Ontology annotation, cellular component: MOZ/MORF histone acetyltransferase complex. NCBI's taxonomy places the organism in Eukaryota, Metazoa, Chordata, Actinopteri, Perciformes, Serranidae. Gene Ontology annotation, molecular function: protein binding. The transcript is spliced from 13 exons.
UCACCAGGGUGGGGCAUACUGGUUUGUUGUUGCUCUGCCUGUGUCCCGUGACAAUCCUCUGUGACGAGACGAGAAAUGCUGAAUCAAUAGCCCGGAGCAUGACAGACAGUCAGACCAGUCUGAAACUCAUUUCCCGAUCCGAGAUAGUUGUGUCUCUCAGCUUUCACCCAGACACUGCUACUUGCGCUUUGUACGGAGCUUUGCCUGCGUACAGCUAGUAAGGGUCGACAAAAGGCAACGCAUUGAUUGUGACAGAUGGGCUUUUGUGUGAAAUCUACGACUCACCACCAACAUGACCUCCAGCGUCACACGUAGAGUAGUGCGUACGGGUGGGAGUUGUCUGCUGAAACGCAUUGUUGUGUUGGGGGAUGAGCCGUCCGUGCUGCUCGCGCUGCUGAGUGCUCCUGGUCGGCUGUGGCUAGCCAGCGACUCUAGCCUAUGAAUGGUCCACAAAGCAGAUAACCGUGUGUUCUCUGUUGAAUCCAAAACCGAAACUUCACGGGCACCAAGCUGGCCUGUUUCUUAUUUUACUAGUAGCUGAACAGAGCCCAGUAUCGCCCGUUGGAUGAGAACACUGUGUACGGAAUUAGAGCCACUUAGCAGGCCAUAUCGCCAUUGCUUUGUACGGCUGCUGGGUAGCUACCGUCUUCCUCAACUAGCAAAACUGUGCGUGAACCCGAGCAACACGGAGCGCCAAGAUGAAAAAGAAAGCUCGGCAGCACCGUGUUGCGGUGCAGCAGAGGCCGCCCUCUCCUAUCAAGCCUUCCCCCAACAAGCAGAUCCUGACUUACGCCCAGGCGCAGCGCAUGGUGGAGUUCGAUGUCGAUGGCCGCCUCCAUCGAAUCAGCAUAUACGACAGGCUGGACGUGAUCUCGGAUGAUGACCCCUUGAUGCAGGAGAUGAUGGAAUGCACCAGCAAUAAGGAGAAUACUGAGAAACCACAGCAGGUCCUCCUGAGGUCCGUCAGGCUAAAAAACAACCAGGAGAAGAGAAACGCUGCGCUGGGCAUCACCAGUCAUGGAGAGGGAAGUGGACAUCAGGCUGCGGGUAAUCCCGGUCCAAAACUUCAAGAACCUAAAUUUCGUACAGUGGAGUAUAACCUUCCAGCAGUUCCCAAACGCUCAUCUGCCUUUUACAAAUACACGGAGAAAACGGAGGAAGAGCUGGACGAGGAAACUGAGUAUGACAUGGAUGAGGAAGAUUAUGCCUGGCUGGAAUUGGUGAACGAAAAGCGGAGAAGCGAAGGGGUCAGUCAGGUCUCUCACAACGUCUUUGAGUUCCUUAUUGACCGCUUUGAGAAGGAGUUGCACCUGGAGAGUCUGGAUCAAAGUAGCGAAAAGCAAGCUCCCAUCGAUGAGGACGCCGCCUGCUGCAUCUGCAUGGACGGAGAGUGUCACAACAGCAAUGCCAUCCUGUUUUGUGACAUGUGUAAUGUGGCCGUUCACCAGGAAUGUUACGGUGUGCCCUACAUUCCUGAGGGCCAGUGGCUAUGCAGACACUGCCUCCAGUCACCCAACCAGCCUGCAGACUGCAUCCUUUGUCCUAACAAGGGUGGGGCAGUGAAAAAGACAGACGAUGACCGCUGGGGUCACGUGGUGUGCGCCCUCUGGGUCCCCGAGGUCGGCUUCUCCAACACCACCUUUAUCGAACCCAUCGAUGGUGUCAGCCACAUUCCUCCAGCCCGCUGGAAGCUCACCUGCUACCUCUGCAAGGAGAAAGGCGUGGGGGCGUGCAUCCAGUGCCACAAGGCCAACUGUUACACCGCCUUCCACGUCAGCUGCGCCCAAAAGGCUGGUCUCCAUAUGAAGAUGGAGCCGAUCAAAGAGGUAACGGACACCGGGGAACCCACGUUCUCUGUGAAAAAGACGGCCUACUGUGGAGCUCACACACCUAACGGGUGUGUGAGGAGGCCUGUUGCAAUAUACGAUGAUGCCAAACCCAAAAAUGGACUAUGUAAGAAAGUGGACAAGGGAAGAGGUAAAGGACAGUCAAAAGGAAAGAAGAAGAGUAAGAGUAAGAAACCUGAACCUGAACCAGAACCUGAAAGUGAAGCUGCGACCCCUGCUACUGUGCCUACGUUUCCUUCUCACAGGUUACAAACCAUUCUGAACCAGGUGUCAGUCCAGAAGAAGAAAGCAUUUGUGGAGCUGGUCCUAAAUUACUGGACACUGAAGAGGCAAUCCAGGAAUGGGCUUCCCCUCAUCAGACGGCUUCAGACAAGCAUACAGUCUCAGAAGCAUGCACAACCGAGGCAGAGCGAGGAGGAGAGCAGGGCACUGAAGGAACAGCUGAAGGAAUGGCAUCGUCUCCGACACGACCUGGAGAGAGCCCGGCUGCUGCUGGAGCUAAUCCGCAAGAGGGAGAAGCUCAAGAGGGAGGAGAUUAAACUGCAGGAGGCCCUCCUGGAGAUACAGUUGAGUCCCUUCAGUAUUUUGCUCCGAGCUCUCUUGGACCAGCUCCAGACGAAAGACCAGGCCAAGAUCUUCACCCAGCCGGUUGAUGUCAAUGAGGUGCCUGACUACCUCGACCACAUCAAGCACCCGAUGGACUUCUCCACCAUGCGGCAGCGCAUUGACGCACAGGCCUACAACAACUUUGAGCAGUUUGAGAGUGACUUCAACCUCAUUGUUGAUAACUGCAUGAAAUAUAACUCAAAGGACACCUAUUUCUACCGGGCUGCCGUUCGCCUCCGAGACCAGGGCGGGUCCCUGCUCAGGAAGGCCCGGCGAGACGUGGAGAAAAUCGGCUUCGACUCGGAAAGCGGCAUGCAUCUGGCCGAAGCUCCUGAAAUCAAAACACCAGCAUCCUUUUCUUGGGAGGACGUGGACCGCCUACUAGUGCCAGCCAAUCGGGGGCAUCUGUCUCUGGACAAGCAGCUGCAGCAGCUACUGGAAAAGUUCGACCUGACCUGCGCCAUGAAGUCCAGCCCCUCCCGCAGCAAGCGCAUGAAGCUGCUCAAAAAGACCAUCAACGACGUGCGCAACGAAAUGAGCCUAAAGAGAGUCCUACCCUCCCACCACCACCAUCACCACCACUCUUCCUCCUCCACAGCUCCCUCAACUUCAUCUUCAGCAGCUGCCUCCCAACCAGAGAUUAGUCAAGCUAAAGAAGAGAGUUUGAAGCCCAAUGGACAUUUUCCAGAUGAUGAGGGAGACAAGUCUCUUCCUCCCAAACUGGAGCCCUCAGACUCCAUUCCCCCUCUCAUCCACUCAGACGCAGACUCCGAGCCCCCCACCCUCAAACCAAUUGACGCCGCCCCUGACUGUGAAGACAAGCACCCCAGCAAGCGUGUCAAGUUCGACGGCGACAUACCAGACCUGCUCUCCUCCGCUCCGCGCCUCAACGGCCACUCCCACGACAGCCUCCAGAGCUCGCUGCUGGACGGGGACGUGAGCGUGGUGGCCACGUCGACCCUCGCGGAGCCCACAGGCACAGUUAACCGCCGGACGGCCGUGCUCUUCCGCAAGUCGAAGGCCGCCAGCCCGCGCAAGCCCCCGAGGAGCGGAGAUGAGGGGGCAGAAGGAGCUGACAGAAAAGAGAGCAAGGCGGAGGAGGAUGAAGACGGUGCACAGCUGGGCUCCAAAUCCUUCCUGUCAGUGGUCAUUCCCAGGCUGGAGACGCUCCUUCACAGCAAGAAGAGGAAGCACAGUGGCAGCAGAGACAGCGAGGAGGAGGGGGGAGGAGAGGGGGAGCAUGAAGAGGAGGGAGAGUCCCCUGUGAAACGACUUGACACUGGAUUGUCGAGCGGUUUUCUGGAGGAGGAAGAGGAGAAGGAGCUAGAAGACUCUAGUAGAGCCAGUAGACCUGUGGAGCCACGAAGACGCUGUGCCUCUGAGUCCUCCAUCUCCUCAUGUAGCAGUCUGCCAGGAAGCACCAGCACAAUUCUCAGUCUUCCAAAAUGUGGGAAAGGGAAACCCGCCUUGGUCCGGAGAAACACUGUGGACGAUAAGAGCGAAUUAAUCGCCUGCAUCGAAACCGGGAAUUUUGCAAAAGCUGCACGGAUUGCUGCAGAGGUUGGCAACAGCAAUAUUUGGAUGCCCGCUAGUGCUGCAACAGUUGCAUUGGAACCCCUAAAGCUAGUUUGGGCCAAAUGUAGUGGAUACCCUUCCUACCCUGCCUUGAUCAUCGACCCCCACAUGCCGCGCGUGGGCUGCCAGCACAACGGGGUGUCCAUCCCCAUGCCCCCCAUGGACGUGCUCCGCAUUGGAGAACAGAUGCAGUACAAAGCCGAAGAGAAACUCUACCUCGUCCUCUUCUUCGACAACAAGCGCAGCUGGCAGUGGCUUCCUAGAUCCAAGAUGGUUCCUCUGGGAAUGGACAAGACCAUAGAUAAAAUCAAAAUGAUGGAGGGGCGCACAUCCAGCAUUCGUAAGGCUGUCCAGAUCGCCUUCAGCCGUGCCAUGAACCACCUGAGCAUAGUGCAGGACGAGCCAGUCAGCGACCUCAGCGACGUGGACUGAUAACACUUGCUGACUUUCUCUCUCCUAACUCACAAACUUGUACCUCUCCUGUACCAAAUACCUUCCUCUGCCCCCCCCCCCCCAACACUCUCUCUGUCUCUGCAGGAGACUCAAAUGUUUACCGGGCACCUGCUGUAACAGGUGGUGUCUCUUCCUCAUCCAUUCCUACUCGCACACACUCCUACCACGUGCCGAUGGGAUACGGCUGCUGCUGAAAUGAAUGUGUCUAUCUCUCGUCUCCACCUCCAGGCUUGUAACUGUGCUUAGAGACUGCUCUUUAUGUCCUUCCUCCUUCACUCACUCCACCAAUCAUGACUGUCGUUUUCAUUCAUCUUUUCAAGGCAAAAACGUUAGUGAUUGAUUUCAUAUAUUUUGGUAGCCUUACCAAAGGUGUCAUAGCAUCAGGACUUUGUAGUAGAACAAGAAAUAAAUACAGAUGUUACCUCUUAUCUGUAGUGCUAUUUAUCAGUCUAGAUCGUUUCGUUGUGAGUGUUGAAGGUAUCAGCUGUAGAGAUGUCUGCCUACUCUACAGUAUAACGGGACCAGUGUUGCGCCCGUUACUCGUAAGUAAUAAUAUCACGUCACUUAUUACUCCCUGACAACAGUAAUUCGUAACACUACUCGUUAUAAUACUUUUCCGUUACGCCCCAUAAAAUUGGUAAUUGCAUAUCUACCCAAAAUUGUACCUCGGUGUGAUUGUCAGGGUAAUUGCCGUUAAGUGUAGCUAAGGCUAGAGAGCAACAUUUCAUCCACCACAAGCUUCAUUACUUCUUCCUAGCUACAGCUGUCCACAAGUAAAAUCUAGUUGUUGUUUAGCCAGAGCAGGACUACAGCCAACUGUUACGUUGUUGUGUUCUCGGUUGCAGUAGCUAAGGUGUUUCAGAUCGGAGGUUUGAGGACGUGUUUUUCGCAGUGGAAAGAGUUUUAGUCCAACUACCUCGACACUACGACUGCCCAACACUGAACAGAACUAAAUGGCACUCUGCGUUUGGUCCUCAAAAAGCGGCAAAAAUAAAUUUGAAAAUCUCAGCAAUGUCUCUUUCCAGAAAUCAUGACCCAGUUGCUCAAGAUAAUCCACUGAACUUGUUGUGAGCAGUUUCGUGUAGGGACUAUUUUCUUUCUACCAAACUGCGCAGAAGGAAGUGUGCAUCUACUCGUGGAUGAGAUGUUGACAUUUAUGGCAGAAGGAAGUGUGCUGUAGAUGCACGCCUCGGUUAGCUGAUGUAAUUUGGUAGAAAGAAAAUAGUUCCUACAUUACCUUGAGUAUCCAGGUCCUAAUUUCUGGCAAGAGACAUUGGGUGUUUCAGGACCACAGGAACUUUUUCAUUCUUCAAAGAACCCCCCUUUUUGUAGUGUCGGUAUCACAAGAAUUAGGAAUGAUCGUAGUUUUUGAAACGCUGCUUUGAGGGACUUUUUUUUAGCUCUUAGAGUAGGCACUUUAGGAACCAUGAUCAACAUGAGUGGACAGGUAUUGGUCCAGACGACAUACAUUGAUUGGUUGAACGCAUCCAAUGCAGCACUGGCAACCGCCAUUUUUUUUAAAGCCCAUUAGCCGUGCAAACAACAGAUAACACAGAAUAUAAACAACCGUUGGUAAUGGCAAAAUUAAUGGAAGAAAAUACGCAAAUGGACAAACACCUAAGUUACUGAGCAUAUAUGUAACAAUAGAAAUACAAUCUAGACUGAUAAGUAGCACUAUGGGUAAGAGGAAACAUGUAUUUUUGAUUUUGGGGUGAACUGCCACCUCAACACUGACUGUUAAAUUUUGGCUGUAGCUAACCAGUCCGUUAUUUUGGCAGGUAGCUGAUCGUCAUUUCUGUUAUACGUUAUUAAAAAAAGAAGUAUCUAGCAGCUGUUGAAUUAACUGAUGUGGACAAAAACCAACAUUUCUUGCCCCGUGUGAAGGCUUUUCAGUUGUAACCAAAGCUUACGUUAUGUUAAGGUCACAUUUGCAUCCUGGUCCUCUCCAUUUGAAAAUACCUUCCUUUGUAUUUAAACUGUAAAUAAUCUGUACAGCUGCCUGACACUAACUUAUUUUGUAGUUUUGACAUCAAUGGGUACUGUACAGGAGUUUUCUUAGUAUUUAUACUUGAUGCAUUCUCGGCACUAACAUGUGAGUGCUAUUUUGACAGUGCUGUAUGAACAAGAAGAAUUAAAAAAAAAAGGUGCAAAAGCCUUAGUAUUAAUGAGAUUAGGGCUAAAAAUGUCGUGUUUCUGAAAAGUAUGAAAGUAUUCCCUUCUUUUUUUAAGUUAUUGAAGUUUAUAAUCAUAAGCUUCCAUUUGGCAUUAAUCCUUUUUGUAUUAAAAAUAGUUUUAGUAUAUUUUUGUUCAUAUAUAUUUAUAUGAUUUGAAUACACGGUUAUCCAGUAUGUAAGUCUCUGAAGCUCAUACAGGCAGUCUGAUGUUGUGGACCCAGAACGUAUAUUGUUCUCAAGAAACCAAAAAUGUUGCUACCCAGAAGUUUUUUGCUGAUUCAUUUAUUUCUGUGUGACGUGUGAAAUUGUUGCCAAAAAAAGAAUACAAAAAAGAAAAAAAAGUAAAGUGUAUUUUUAUGUGAUACAUCUGACUGUUACUUGGUUUUGCUGUAGUCGUAGGGAGACGUGCCUGCAGUAACUUAUUGUAAAGUAUUUGCAUUACUUUAUAUCCAAGGAAAGACGUACAAACUGAUUGUGGUAAAGUGGCACAUUUUGUGGUGGAAACUUGCCUUCUUUUUAAGUAAUCUUUUUCUAACUUUUUUUGUAGUUGUAGACUUCAAGACAUUUCAUUUUAUACUAUUGCCUAUUUUUUUCUGGGUAGCAUUGGGUAGUUUUGGUAUAUUUCAUUUUGUACUUAACUGUAGUAGUUUUUUUAAUCAGGUCAUAUGAAAUAUUGCUGGGACUGUUUUUUUUCUAGCAAAAAAAUAAAAGAUACAAAUAUGAA